Pyrus x bretschneideri (Chinese white pear) is the source of this 1068-nucleotide messenger RNA. RefSeq lists its product as uncharacterized. Bases 283 to 729 code for a protein of 148 amino acids. The record is from RefSeq and is a predicted model, not a curated record. NCBI's taxonomy places the organism in Eukaryota, Viridiplantae, Streptophyta, Magnoliopsida, Rosales, Rosaceae. The transcript has 3 exons.
GGUUUUGCGUUGUUUCAACCUCACCUUGGUUUCAAUACCUCAGUUACACAGCACGCGAAAUUCGAAUUUAUGACUUUUGGUGGAGUCUGAACUUUUGACGAAUCUCACAGUGUGCUUAAAAAUGAAGGUGAAAUCUCACAUGACUGCUUAGUAGAGCAGCAAGCUAGAGGCUUUUGAGCAAGUAAAUUCUAUCCACUAAAGAUAAGUGGCCAUUAUCCAUUUCUCUACCAAUCAUUGUAGCUUCUCGUCUUUAGAAGGCAAAUUGAAGGAGAAGCUUUUGGAAUGGAAGGAGUUCUGCAUUCUUCAACACUAACCCUUCCCAUUACCUGUCAUCAAAUCUCCAAAACCCAGAUCCUGAAAACAGCCAACCACAACCACACACAAAGGCCAAGGCUAAGGAUCUCCACGUUCCCAGCAACACUGGGAACCAAAACUAGCACGAAAUUUUCAACAAUAUUGGCAGCAGCAACGGUUCAGCCUUCGCAGCCUCUCGAUCUAACGGAAGACAACAUUCGACAGGUCUUAGCCGAUGCAAGGGUUGAAUUCGGGCAGCUCUUCGACAUUUCAGUUGGCAUGACAGGACAAGUAGACCUCGCUGAACUUGACGGACCCUUUGUGAAGAUCAGUCUGAAGGGCCGGUUUUGGCACGAACGGAGCGUGGUUCUGGCUAGACUGGCCAAUUAUCUCAAGCAGAGGAUCCCUUUCUGGUUCGAUCUCAGGAAAUUUUAGAGGUUGAUAUAGAAGAUGAGAAGCAAUUGGAUGACAGCCCUGCAAACUUUUAGAGGUACUCACUACAGCUUACCCAAAACAGCAGCAACUCGUACUAUGCCAAAUUACCUUAAAUUUGGUUCCCAGCAGAGGCGGACUAGGCCAGUUGGUUAGGUUUGUGCACGCACACUCCCUGACAACCCAAAGUUUGAAUCUCCUUCCUUGCAAAUUAGAGUAGAUUAGAAUAUCGCUUUUGUCAGUUUAGUUCCCCAAACACUAAAAAGACAGCUUUGGGCAGAAAUCAUAUAUGGUUUUUUUUAUAUAAAUCAACAGUUCUAUCAAAUGUUUCCAAGGAGAGUA